This is a messenger RNA of Pleuronectes platessa (European plaice), 6904 nucleotides long. RefSeq names its product C-type lectin domain containing 16A (gene clec16a). The record is from RefSeq and is a predicted model, not a curated record. NCBI's taxonomy places the organism in Eukaryota, Metazoa, Chordata, Actinopteri, Pleuronectiformes, Pleuronectidae. Gene Ontology annotation, cellular component: late endosome; endolysosome membrane. The transcript is spliced from 19 exons. The coding region runs from base 815 to 3628 and encodes 937 amino acids. Gene Ontology annotation, biological process: regulation of autophagosome maturation; endosomal transport; endosome to lysosome transport.
GGUUCCAUUCAUUUAGACUUUUAUCUCAGGGCUGGGUAUUGUAGAAACAUGUUUUGUUGUAAGUUUCUUUAGACGUUUACCAAUUGUUAUUGGUAAAACAGUUAUUUUCGAAAUUUGUCUUUUUAUUGUGAGUUGUUAUGAGGUAUUACAUGUGUGUUUAGCGAUACCCAGCCCUAUUUAUACCUGAUGGUGUAUUUGUUGUAAAUGUACUGGUAUGAAUAUCAUUCUGUAUCACCUACCUACAUGCAUACAUUACGAAAAACACCUGCAUGCCUUUUUUGAUUUGGUUUUUCUCGGGUUAAUCGUUCCUCAGGCUUAAUUUCAGCUCAGGGCCACAUGUUGAUCACGGUGGGUCUGACAGUUUUUGAGGUUAUUGAGCCGGAAUCUUCUUCUGCAUUAAUCCACAGUUCAUCCACUUACACACAAUGCUGCAAUGACAGGGGAACUCUGAUUUGUACAUUUGUUUUCUGCUAUUAUGUAAUUCGUGAAUUUGAUUUGCUGGUUCGUUACUGGUCUCAGUUUGACCAGUUGGCAUUGUGAAAUUACAACCAGUUUUUUAUUUAUUUAACCCUCUCUUUUACUUUAGUAGUGUUGUUGUAAUCCUCUUAACACAGGCAAAGAGACAAACAAUAAUCAAAGCAUUACCUACUUGGUGACAAAUCUAACUGCCAAACGUCAUAUUAGGGCUUUUAUAUAGUAGACAUUCCAGCAGAAUUGAAUUUAACAUUGUACUAUCUAAUCCGGCUCAGAUCUUUCUCCCGGUCUAAAGAAGGCUCUUGUUAACAAAGCAGAAAGAAAAGUGGACAACCAGCACAUGCUGCACUACAUCCGAGAUAAGACGGCGGUCCCAUAUUUCAGCAACCUGGUGUGGUUUAUCGGCAGCCAUGUCCUUGAAUUGGACAAGUGUGUGCAGACAGAUGAAGAACAUAAGAACCGGGGAAAGUUAAGUGACCUGGUAGCGGAGCACCUCGACCACCUCCACUACCUCAACGACAUCCUCAUCAUCAACUGUGAAUUCCUAAAUGACGUGCUGACGGACCACCUCCUCAACCGUCUGUUCCUGCCCCUCUAUGUGUACUCAUUGGUCAUCCCUGAGACGUCCGAGGAGCGAAAGAUCAACCCUCAGGUGUCCUUGUACCUUCUGUCUCAAGUGUUUCUGAUCAUCCACUAUCGGCCACUGGUCGACUCCCUGGCCGAUGUUAUCCUCAACGGGGACCUGUCUGUCUUCACCCCGCAGACAGACAUACACAGCACACAUAAGAGCACGGCCAGUGCAGGAGGCCUGCGUCGGUUCACCAAGCCCUCCGAGUCUCUGGAGCGCUCCCUGGAGCUGUCCCGCAACCGGGGCCGCAAGAGAACCCAAAAGAGGCCAAACUACAAGAACCUGGGCGAGGAAGAGGACGAGGAAAGGGCCGGCGGAGGGGGAGGAAGCGGAGGAAUUGGAGUAGAGGAGACCUGGGAUGACAAUGGCAGAGGAGAGAGAGAUGGAGGCCGGGAGAAGGGAAAAGGUACAGAGGGAGGAGGAGGAGGAGGAGGAGGAGGUGGGAGUUCUAAGGGAAGCAGAGCAAGUGGGGAGACAGCGGAAGAGAUAGAGAUGGUGGUGAUGGAGAAGUGUAAGGUGUCUGAGCAGACUGAGCAGAACAUCACUGAUGAGGAGAAGACGGCUGCAGCCACUCGCACAUGUGCACAGAGAAGCAGACCGUUUUUGGACAUGGUGUACAGUGCCCUCGAUUGCGCCAACGAUGACUACCACGCCCUGUUUGUCCUCUGCCUGCUUUAUGCCGUGUCACACAGCAAAGGUAUAAACCGUGAUCUUCUGGAGCGGCUGCAGCUGCCAGUUCCUGACCAGGAGAAGAGCUGCUACAGCCUGGUGCUGGCAGAGAGACUGAUCAGAGUCAUGAGCCAGGCAGCACAACCAGACGGUAAAGUGCGUCUAGCUACUCUGGAGCUGAGCUGCCUUUUGUUGAAGCAGUCAGUGCUGUCUGGAAACCUCUGUAUAAUCAAAGACGUCCACCUGGCCUGCUUGGAGGGUGCCAGAGAAGAAAGCCUGCAUUUACUGCGGAGGUUUUACAAGGGAGAGGAGAUCUUUCUGGACAUGUUUGAGGAUGAAUACAGAAGCAUGACGAGUAAACCUCUCAACGUGGAGUAUCUAAUGAUGGAUGCCUCGGUGCUGCUGCCACCCACGGGCACACCUUUGACUGGCAUCGACUUUGUCAAGAGACUCCCGUGUGGAGACGUGGAGAAGACUCGCAGGGCGAUCCGGGUCUUCUUCAUGCUGCGGUCGCUGUCGCUUCAGCUUCAGGGAGAACCUGAGACACAGCUUCCUCUGACCAGACCUGAAGACCUUAUCAAAACAGAUGAUGUGUUGGACCUCAACAACAGUGACCUCAUCGCCUGUAUGGUGGUCAGUAAAGAUGGCGGCCAGGCCCAGAGGUUCCUCGCUGUAGACGUGUACCAGAUGAGUUUGGUCGAGCCAGAAACCAAACGCCUCGGCUGGGGUGUAGUCAAGUUCGCUGGCCUCCUGCAGGACAUGCAGGUGUCUGGUGUGGAGGACGACAGCAGAGCGUUGAACAUAAUCAUCCAUAAGCCCAUCUCCAACCCCCACGCCAAGCCCCUGCCCAUCCUCCAGGCCAACUUCAUCUUCGCUGACCACAUCCGCUGCAUCAUCGCCAAGCAGCGGCUGGCCAAGGGGCGCAUCCAGGCCCGCCGCAUGAAGAUGCAAAGGAUCGCCGCUCUGUUUGACCUGCCAGUGCAGCCCGGUGCCACAGAGGUUCUGGGCUUUGGUCAGACUUCCAACGCUUCACCCAGCGGCCUCCCUUUCCGAUUCUACGAGCAGUCGAGACGGGCCCCCAACGACCCCACAGCAGCUAGAUCAGUCUUUGGCUCCGUGGAUAAAGUUCCAGGUUUUGCGGUGGCUCACUGUGUGUCGCAGCACAGUCCCUCGCCCCUCUCCUCCCCCUCGCCUCCCUCCAGUGGGAGUGGCAGCACAGGGAGAUGUGACUCUGUGACUGCAAGUACUGUAUCAGCUCAAAGCCCGACAGAUGACGGCACUUUUUUGGAGCACACUCCGCCCUCCUCCUCAGGUGGAGAAGGAGAAGGUGGAGGCGGGGAAGUAAUUCUACUCUCCUCUACUCCUUCAAACCCAGUCCCUGCUCACGCCCUAGCCCCGAGCCUCACCCCGGCCUCCCAGCCCAACAUCUCCCUCCUCACCGACAACAGCACAGACACCCUCAGCGUGGAGUCGCUCACGCUACUGCCCCCUUCCGACUCGCCGCACCUGCACCCAUGCGCCAGCCACGUUCCUGCACCGCUCUCCCUCCAGAGACCAGAUGCCUCCAUCGCAGAGGAGGAGGAGGAGGAUGAGGAGGAGACAGAAGGAGACAGGAAAGGAGGGCAAAGAGACGUGGAGGAGAUGCAAGAGGAGGAGGGAUCGCCGAUGGAUGCGACAGUCAAAGAGGACACCGCCACGACAGAGUUGGCCACACCCACUGAGGAGGCGCCAGAGGGAGGAGACGAGCCAGAAGGUGAGGACACGCCUCUAGAGGCGGAGCUUACUGCUUCAGAGCCGCUAAGAAGAGACGACUCUGUGGAGAACUCAGAAGAUGCAGACUCACCUGAACUGGAUUAAACAACAACACUUAACGUCAUCUCACACACACACACACACACACAGGACAGUGUGAUAGUGAAACUAUCCGGUGCGGCUACAGUAUAUUUUCAUGUUGCUACUUGUUUGAAUUGUGUGAUGUGGAUAAAUCAGGAGGCUUUGGAAGCCUUGGUGUUUGCACAUGAAGAAAGACAAGUCCAGACCCUGGUCGAACUCAAGGAAGGCUCAAAGCACAUUCAGCUUUUUGUGUACUCGAGUGUGUUCAGUCGUGCGUGUGCGAGUGUUUUUAAGCACGCGUGUGUCGAUGCACACAACCAGCAAAGUUUUUUACUCAUUCUGAUUGAUUGUCAGCUCAGAGACACACAAACACACACACACCCUAUUUUUGUGUUUAAAAUUCACAUAACAGUUUUCACAGCUAUUGUUUUGUGGUGAUGGUCACUACUAUGCUAAUACACACACACACACACACACACACACACACACACACACACACACACACAGUCCACACAGUCCACACUGAGUCAGCUGCACUUGCCUUUUAACCUUUGCAUGUUGCACCCAUUUGCAGUUACUGCCACCCAGGAGUGCCAGCGGGUCGCCGUGCGCGUGAUCUGCUUUCGGUUUGAUUCUCAUUCUUCCACGUGUAAAGUAAUGAUCCAUUCAUUUGCCACUUCCUGAUUGGUGUCUAUUAUAGAAUAUAUAUAUAUAUAUAAAUAUCAAAAUCAAAUCAUCUCGACCAAUCAGGCGGCACUUCUCUGAGACUGUCCACAUUCAUUCGAUGUUAAAACCUUUUUUUUUCAAAGUGGUCGUCUUGUGCCCUGCUGGUAAAUAUUUGGUUAAGUUCCUGUGGGAAUGUGACAUGAGGUGUGUGAACGCUGCUUUUUACUUAUGAUUCACCAGCACACAGUCGGUUUUCCAGCAAUUCACAUAUGCAACAACAAUCGAUUUAACUUCGAUCUCACUCUGGCUUUUAUUCCAACUUCCAUUUCAAAUCACCACCUGGUUUUGCAAAGAGUGCGUUCACCCGUCAGCAGCCUGAGAGAUCUGAAUGGAGCCUCGGCUGCUGAGUAAGUGGUACUGAAUAAUAUAUAAUGUGGAGCAGUAGUAAGUGAGUUUUGUUUCAGUCAUCCAUUGAUUGAUUCAUUCAUUUUAUUCAGCCUGUGGCAAAACAAAUGUCCUGUUUGACGACCUAAGAAAACUAGAUCUGAUAAUAUAAUAUGGAUCUUUAGUGAAAACUAGAUACAAAUUUUUAUUUUCUUAAAUUUCUUUCAUCUGCAUAGUGAUGUAGUAUAAUAUGGAUCUGUGGUGUCAUGAGGAAACUAUUAGAAGUAACAGCCGUGUCUUUGGGUCUGCACGUGUUGAAUGUACCUGCUGGUUUCCCCCCCCCUCAGGCGCUGACCUGAGAUCAGUUUUACUCUGCAUGUAUGUGGGGACGGCUUUAAAUAGAUAAAUGUUAAUAAGACAAGAGCAGUAGUAUGUGGUGGGUUCCCCCCCCCCAAGCAAAAGUUUGGAUCCUAUUUUCAUGAACUACUGCAAUAAUCUGAAGAAGUGACCAGUGCUGGGGAGACAUGAAUGUAACAACUUAUCUCUCAAUCAUCAGUGUUAUUAGAUCAACUUUAAACUUUAAUUCACGACUUGAUUUGUUUAAAAAAAGCACUCGGAUUGUUUCCCUCAUCUUUUUCGAUCCUUUUACCCUCGCUGCUUUUCCCCUUCUCCUUUUCUCUUCCUCCUUUUCUCCUUCUCUCCCUCGCUCUCCAACUCGCCCUCCUCUCUCCGGUGCCAUCGCCACACAGCUGAAGUCUCAACGCUCGAUCACUCUUGUUUUUUAACUUUGUACAGUCAUCAACAGGUUUAUAAAUGAGAAACUCAGAGCAAUACUCUCUCUCUUUAUUUUGAGUCCGUCUCCUCGUAUUUCCAUUUGGCUUCUUUGUAAAUAGCAGAAGAAUGACAGUGGGGAAGAGGCUGAGCCGACCGGCUGAGGAGGCUUGGCUUGGCACAGUGUGUAGAGCCGAUGGUUCAGAGGAACGUGCCGUGAGAAGCAUCUGUAAUCGAGCCUCUGAUUGUAGUGCGUGUGUGUGUGUGUGUGUAUGCAAUUUGUUUGUAUGCUCUGUAAAUGCUUUUGGCUUUUAAACCUGUAAUUAUUGUUAAUGACUUAAAACAGAGGAAUAAAUAAAGAAUUGCAAUAAAUUAUUCUACUUAAAAAACGGUGAGCGCCCUGCAUGAGUGUUGUUGUUGUGUUUGCAGACAGGAGAGUUUUUUUUUUUUUCCACUCCAUUCUUCUCAGAACGACAGAGCAGUAGUAAGAGCAGAGGAGGUUCUCCUCAGAGUCUGAGCAAGAAAACCACAGGAAAUAUUAGAAAACUGUCGCCCACCCCCUCGUCUUCUACUGCACCAGGUUUCAAAGGAGGUUUUUAGAGGAACUCAUGUUGCUCUUAAUUAGAAGUCGCUUGUAAAAUAGUUGGAUUUCUACAUAAUCAACCUUCACACAUAUCUGUGGUGCUGAAAGAAGCUGAGUCGAAAACACCGUCACACGUGUUAGAAAGCUGAAGGUCGGUGACCUACAGUGAGACGCCUCACGACCUUCAAACUGCAGCAGCACACAACCAGCGUUCUACUUCCUGCCCUGCAGCUCGACACUCAGGUGUAAACACGGGUUAAUGAUGCACGUAUUUGCUUCGGGCCUGAAUUCAGAGUGUGUGAGAGUGUGUGUGUCAGACGCUGAGAAGGCCUGAGGAUCAUGACGUUGCUGUUGCACUUUCUACAUAUGUGUUCUGUCUCUGUGGCUGCUGCUGCUGCUGAUGCUGCCCUCAGUCACCUUGUGGUCUGUACGUGUUGCUUUUAUCGCGGUUCCUCACUUCAGGGAAGUCUGGGUGUUGUGUGCGUAAACCUGAAUGAGUUCCUGGUACUGCAACAAUACGGACAUGGUGUUCGUGUGCGAGUGUGCUCCACACCACAGCAGUCACAGCAUCAAACUGAAGUUCAGACUGAUGUAAAGAUUGAAGCAGUCGUGCUGCUGAAGUCACAAUCACGGAUGAAGGUUAUUUAGAAACCGAAGGAUUGAAAGCAUUGACAUAACAUAAGUUUACAUUGUGAACAUCUUACUUUUGACCUAUUUACAGCCACAUGCUUGUGUUAAUAGUGUUUUGUGCCAGAUGUUUAGGUGGCGACCAGAGGUGAGAAUCUAAAAGCUGCUUCAAAGAAAUGUUCCAGCACAACUGUCUUAACUAUGAAAUGGCAAAGAUGUGUUUCUUCUUUUGUUUUUGAAGUUUUAAUAAAUUAGAUAUUUUACUGAUA